Molecule: messenger RNA, 1173 nt
Organism: Plenodomus lingam JN3
Lineage: Eukaryota; Fungi; Ascomycota; Dothideomycetes; Pleosporales; Leptosphaeriaceae
Source: RefSeq, a predicted model, not a curated record
AUGUCUCGUGUUGCCAGCCCGGAAGAGGUCCUUGCUUCUUAUCAGGGUGCUCCAGCCCUCUACCGGGACUUUAAUUUCCUGGACGCGUUGAAUCAGAUGUCUCGACUUACUCUCCGUCAGCCCGAAGGCGACCAGCUCCAACGCUUCCCCGCCGAGGUUCGUCUUAUGAUCUUCGAAGAAGUGCUUAGUGCCUGGCCUCAAACGCUUUAUCGUGGCGCUUUCACAUUCGGACCCCUCGAUCCCCACGAGUUCGACGGUGAGGUCCAAGUCUCCUGGCAGAUCUUAGCUACUUGCCAUCAGUACUAUGAAGAGGCUCACCAUCUCCUCUAUGCAAAGAACCACAUGGCCUUCUGCACUACAGCCAAGGGAAAGCCUGGCAUGUUCUGGCGUUUCCCGAUCCGCCCACAUUUCUUGAAAUAUGUCACCAACCUCAGCAUCUUCUACCGUGCGGAUGAGCCUACCAAGCCCUCUUCCAAGCGCGUUGGAUACUUCAUCAAGGCUGUCGCUCGUCUUGCUGUCGAUAUGGAGCACCUCACUAUCCUCAUCUCCUCUGACCAGCGCUACGAGCGAGCUUGUCCGUGGGACAUCCUCUUCUGCGAUCACCCCGUCUCCAAGGCCAUCCUCUACACGAUCGAGAAGAAGAACGUCAAGAACUUGAAGCUGCGUUUCCAUGAUGGUGCUAACCUCUUCCCCGGCUUUGCCUGCUUCCUAGAGCAGACAUUCCUCAAGGACGGUAAGCCUGUCGACCGCACUCUUACCUUCACUACUUCGUGCUCGUGCGCCCCAUACAUGGGCCAGCCCAACAUCUUCUGCCAUUUUUGUCAGUGGCCUCGCUCUACCUGGGACCUCAAGCCGAUUGAGGAUCCUGUCCAUCCCGCCGUAGUCGAGGCGGGCCAGACGCGGAUGAUGGAUAUGCAGGAUGAUCUCUUCAACCUUGGCAUCCUGCCCCCCAAGAGCGAGACCGAGGACAAGGACGAGGACGAGGACACGGCUGUGGGUCCUUAUGGCGGCGGACCACCCAUAGAGGACACCUAUGACGAAGAUCGCCUCGCUUUCACUCUUGGUGUCCGUCUGCCGCCCCGUAAGCCAUGGCCCUUUGUCAGUCGGGUCAGGGCUCCUGCCGUGUGGUCUUUCCAACAGACCAAGAUUACUAACUACUAUAAAGUACCCUGA